UACUUUAUGAUGUUGGUCAUCGUUAUCCUUGUUUUCUGUUUACAAUCUGUGAAUGGUCAAGAUGCCUGUUCAACAGGAUUGUGUCAGUGUACGAGGCUUACAGCACGUUGUUAUAAUAAAAAUCUUACCUACAUUCCAAAGUUUCCUAGGAAUAUCACAACAAUCAACUUGACGAAUAAUUCUUUUCGUGAUAUCGGACCAACUACAUUUUUAAAUAUCAGCAACACAAGCAUAGUAAAUAUUAUAUUAAGCCAUAACGAGAUUCACACUAUUCGCGAAAAUGUGUUACAAAAUCUAUCUCAUGUUCAUUCAUUGGACUUAUCUGAUAAUCUACUGACUUCAGAUUCCUUACGGAACCUAUUCUCUAGUGUCCAGAAUGAUAGCCAACUCUCAAAAAUAUCAUUGAAGAAGAAUCGUUUACAAGCUAUUCCAUUUGACGUUUUUGAUGACUUUAAAUCCCAGGAUAGAAUAUUAAUGGACUUAUCUAACAACAAAAUCGAAGAGUUUAAUAUUUCAACUUUUCGAUCAAUUAAAAAUUUAGGAGAAUUAAAUCUAGGGUAUAACAAUAUAUCGAAAAUGGUAACAGCUGUUAUUACACAGUUAGAAUACAUCUCUAUUAAUAAUAACAAUUUUGAUAGCUUAUCAGACUUUUGUGUUCCCCAAACCUCCUUUCCAAAUUUACAGAAAAUACAAGUACAAGGCAACCGUAUUGGUAAUUUUAUUCCAGAACACUUAAACUGUAUCAAAAAUUUGGAAUACCUGGAUUUGAGUCAGAACGCCAUUGUCUCUCUAAAAACGGAUUCUUUUCAUUCUUUCAAGUCUCUAAUUUGGCUAUCUAUCGAAGCCCAAAGGAGUCCAGAUUCGCUUAUUAUACAAGAACGUGCAUUCAAUAACAGCAACAUUGUUACCCUGAUGUUGUCAAGGAACAGAUUAUCUAUUAAACACCUGGACGAACAUGCUUUCGAUGGAUGUGAUAAUAUAAGAAAAUUACACUUGUCUAAAAAUUAUUUCUUUACAAAUGAGGAAAAAUUAAAUGUUGCGCUUGCUCCUCUGAAAACUCUUAAAAAAUUAGAUCUAAAUGGAUGUGGAUUACGAAUUAUACCCAAUGUUGUAGCUAAGCAUUUUCAUGAUCUAAGGUAUUUGUAUAUUAGGUUGAAUAAAAUAAAAUCAUGGCCAGAUAAUUUCUUUAAAAAUAAUAUUGAUUUGCAAGAAUUAGAUGUCUCGGACAAUUUAAUCCAGACUAUUACAAAUAAAAUGUUGUCUAAAAUGUUACGAGAAAGACUGAAAUUCAUAUCAUUAGGUAACAACCCAUUCGUGUGUAAUUGUGAAUUAGUUUGGUUAAUUCAAUGGAUUCAUCGAGCACCAGACAAGUUUUUUAACUAUCCUCUAGGAUACAGAUGUCUCAACAUAACUGAAAAAAUAUGUCUGAACAAUACAGGAGUGUUUAUCUCUGUAACAACUGUUGCGUGCUUCUUUAUCUUUGUUAUUUUUAUCAUAUCUGUUAUCUUCAUAUAUAUCUGGGAUAUUAAAUAUCAUAUUUAUAUGUGGAGAUACAAACCCAGAGAGUUAUUGGAUAUUGCAGAGAAACAUUUUGUUUAUGACGUGUUUGUUGCGUACUGCGUAGAAGAUAGCGACUGGGUUUUAGGUAGUCUUUUACCCGUCAUGGAAGAGGGUGAAAACAUUAAACUGUGUAUCCAUGAAAGAGAUUUUCAAGGUGGAGGACUGGAUAAUAUUGUACAGCAUAUGGAGAACAGUCGUAAAGUUCUUGUUUUUUUGUCCAAUGAUUUUGCUAGAAGUAAAUUGUGUCAGUUUGAAAUGAGUUUAGCCCAGAAGCUAAUUAUAGAUAUGAGUAUAGAGUCAAUAGUAGUCGUAUUGCUAGAGAAUAUAGCAACAGUUAAUAUGAGUAAGUCAUUAGACGCUCUAUUAAAAACAACUACUUAUAUAUCAUGGGAUGAUGAAGACGAGGAAGAUGUAUUUUGGCAUAAAAUAAAAACAUCACUAAAUCGUCCAUAUGAAUUAUGAUUAAACCAGAGUACACACAGCUCCU
Molecule: messenger RNA, 2047 nt
Organism: Patella vulgata (common limpet)
Lineage: Eukaryota; Metazoa; Mollusca; Gastropoda; Patellidae
Product: toll-like receptor 3
Exons: 1
Coding region: 7-2022 (671 amino acids)
Biological process (GO): immune response; toll-like receptor signaling pathway
Cellular component (GO): membrane
Molecular function (GO): protein binding; transmembrane signaling receptor activity
Source: RefSeq, a predicted model, not a curated record